Molecule: messenger RNA, 345 nt
Organism: Fraxinus pennsylvanica
Lineage: Eukaryota; Viridiplantae; Streptophyta; Magnoliopsida; Lamiales; Oleaceae
Source: the annotation of a GenBank genome assembly
AUGAGACAAAUUGAGCUAUGGGAUUUUUCCGAUUUUGGAAACAAAGUUUCUCUUCGGUUCGAAGAGAAACUUUGGAUUCCAAAACAUAUAUCUCCAGUCAUUGAACAGUCGAACGUCGUUGUGAAUGAUGAUAUUCAGACCUUAAAAUACCAAAGUGGUAAAAUCAUCAUUCUCAGCAAGGACGACAGUGGAAUGCUCAACAUAACAUCGGGUAAAGCGCUUUUGUAUGUGGAAAUGGCGUUGAAGAAUAAGUCGGGGAAUCUGAGAGAUAGGAUGGCGUCAGACGAAUUUUCACAGCGAUGCUCUUCGCUAAUAAAGAUCAGAACUCGAUUGCUGAAAUUUUGA